Ectocarpus sp. CCAP 1310/34 is the source of this 3076-nucleotide messenger RNA. The record is from the annotation of a GenBank genome assembly. Lineage: Eukaryota; Phaeophyceae; Ectocarpales; Ectocarpaceae.
CGGGGCGCCCUGCAACACUGCGCUGUACUGAUUGAGAAUACAAGACUGGGAUUGGGAGAGCGGACGGCCCAGGAAGAAAUAUGUGCAUAUUGUUCCUCUAUCACGCUCUCGGCAAAGAGGCGGGCCACGAUGAUGAUGCCCCCCCCCUCGCGUCGAUGGACUUCUCGGCGGAGGGGAAUGCCGCGGCAGGUAACGGCGAAGGGCGCGGGAUUCGCGGCCGCUACAAGCUGAUCGUCGCCUCCAACAGGGACGAAGACCUCGGCCGACCGACGGCCCCCAUUCACUUCUGGAAGGACGCGGGCUCGAACUUGCUGGCAGGCGAGUAUCCAAAGGCGCGACCACGUCGCGAUCUGGUCGCAGGUGGGACCUGGCUGGGCGUGAGCCGCUCCGGAAAGUUCGCCACCCUGACUAACGUCUUCUCGACCUGGGAGUCCAUGCUCGAGGUCGUGGCCCUGGGAGGGUGGGCCAACAAGGCGGCGGCAAUGGCCGCCGCCACCGCCGCCGCCGCCGCCGCCACCGUCGCGGCCAUCCUCCGCGCCCGGUCUGGCCGCGAGCACGGGAGCAGCAGUAGUGAUGCUACUAGCGGCAGCAGCGGCGGCGGCGGUGGCGGCGGCUGGUGUCCUGCUGCUGCUGCUGCAGUGGUGCCGAGCUUGGGCUUUUCUACGCCGGCGGGCUCGUCGUCGUCGUCGUCGUUGCUCGGCUGGCUGUACGCGCUGUGCGCGGCGGCGGGGCUGGUCACGGCCGCCUCGGUGCCCCUGGCGGUGGCGGUGGCGAGGAUCAAGGCCCGGAAGAGCCGGGGCGGGCUCGUGGCCGACUUCUUGAAGGGCGACGAGGACGCAGAGACAUACUGCGCACGACUAUCCAAGGAGCGACGGCGAUUCGCCGGGUUCAACCUCGUGCUCUCGGAUCCGAGCGGCGCUUGGCUGCUGAGCAACAGGGACGAGGCCGGGAUAACCCGCCUUCCGCACGGCUUCUACGGGAUCAGCAACGACACUCUCGACAAGCCGUGGGCAAAGAUGCUCCACGGCAAGUCUCGCGUGCUGCAAGUACUGCUCCGGAUGACGGCGGACCCGACGCUAACGGAGGAAGACCUGGUGGACCUUCUCAUGGACGUGCUUGCCGACGAGACCCCACUUCUCGCCGGGGAUCCGUGCCAGUGCGUGUGCAUGCCCCCGACGGUCUGGCUCCUGGGGCUGAAGCUUCCCUGGGCGAAGUCCCCGUCGCGGCCGCCAAUGCGCGGCACCCGGUCGUCGACGGUGGUGUUGGUGGACGCUGCCGGGAGGACGAGAGUCGUGGAGCGUAACCUCGGCUCGGUGGUGGGUGGGGCGGGCGAGGAGGGGGAGCGCAGCGGGAGGAAGGGCACGGUCGCCGCUACCGCCGCCGCCGCCGCCGCCCCCGCGGAAGAAGCGGAGAUUUGUCGAAUGCGCGACGCUGAUAGGACAUCUGUCGAGUUUUGUGACGUGUGAUUGUGGGACGCCGACCGCGCGUCUUUCGACUUGUGACGCUGACUACACCUCUCUGAAACAUAUUGUUUGUGUCAUCCAUGGCCAAGUGUAGAUCUGGGGCACGUAAAUGACACGGCAUCCUAGAAGUGGUGGUUUGGUGUUGAAGUAGCGAAGGAGAGUGGUUGGGUACCACCAUGCCAGUCGGUGCUGGUGAUGUUGACAAGUAUCCCAGGUCACGAUGCAUGGCGGAGGCUGAGGAAUAGCCCCAUGUCGAAGAUGUGGGCCACAAUUUUCAAAAGUUGGAGCCUGACGGUUUCUCGCGUUUGUUCAAGAAGAUAUUUCACCUGUGCCCAUCACGAAGCAAGAAUGGUGUUUUCGUGUAGAGAAAAGUACCUGAGAUCCUUCCUUGUUUAACUUUUGUUUGUUUCGAGGAAACUUAUGCCGAGUGCGACUGUACAGAAUCGCGAUCGGAAUGUGGCUGUUUGGCGCAUCGUCACGAUGUUCAGGAAGAUUCAAAGGUGUGUUUCAUAUUCCAUCAAGCAGUACACAACAGACAGAAAAGGCGAGACCGGUGCUGUCAGGAUGACAGCAUGCCAGGUAGACUGUGCCUCACUGCAUCGCACGGCGCAAACAUACAUCGUAGGACGUACGUGCGCUCUUGACCAACGGCUUUUGGCCACGUCAAGCACAGCAAUCGACCUCUUCAGGGCAAACUAAACAGCAUGAGGUGCAACGAAAACGCAUUGAGCGUUCAGGUUGGCGUCAUACCAAUAAAAAGAGACGAUACGGUAGAAUGGGGUCCCAUGCGGGGACGGCGGUCUAUGUCCCCCUCCUUUCGGGCCCCUGUGUUCCUACAAGCAGCCUCUUCACAACAUGCCAUCCAUCCCAGCACCAAUAUAAGAAUGCUGGGACGACAAUCAAGCACUACCGUGCUGCACUUUUCAUCAAGCUCAACAAACACACAACAUAACAAAUAACUCUGCGGUGGAGAGACACAACAACGGUAGUGUGACGGGAAAAUCACGAACGACCCCGCUUUACUACAAACAACAACGAUUUUCUUGAAAAAAGGCUAAACGGCGACCGUGAAAUACGUACAACAACCGAGCCCCCCCGCCCCGCCUCGCUGUCGUUUCACGAUCCCGACAACAGGAUUCUCUCUGUGAUGCAAACGCGAGCCAACAGACUAAAAACCGACCACACGCGGAACAACGGCGCAUUACUUGCUGUGCUGUGCUGCGUGCUGCCAAGUUCUUCCUGGCCUAUUCAGCACGGGUGCCCCUGUGGACUUAGUCAACAUUCAGACCAAUUGCGCGAAACGUCGCGACCUUCUGCGCUCCUCCUCUUCCUCGUCUUCCUCUUCUCCGCCACCUAGCAGUGUCGCGUGCCGCGGCUCGGCCUCCCUCGCGCCCGCCACGAGCCACAAGUCCCCGCACAGGCACAAAGCGAGCCAGAGCGAGGGCACCAACGGCGACCUUCGUCCCGCCCACAUGGCGAGCGCGAGCACCAACGGCCCAGCGAUCGACCCGAGAACGUCCCCGACGAACAGGUUCGAACCGCUUGCCGUCGCCACCGACAAACCCCGCGCCCGCGGCCGCCGGCUGGCCCCAACCAAGCCGCUGCCGCAGCUC